AUGUGCAUGCUUAUGAGGCCAUUGACGGGUAAAAAUCACAAUGAUGAACCGGACCCGUUGCGCGAGUCUAUGUAUAAGACGGUCAAGCGACUAUUCUGGGAGCCGGCUACUAUUGAGGAAGCUACGACAACCAUCAUCAAAGCAGGUCUAUUCCUUUCUAUAUAUGAGUAUGGACAUGCAAUGCUCAACUCUUCGUUCCUGACUAUGACUGUAUGUUCAAGCAUGGCUCAAAUUAGGGAGCUUGGAGGCGCACAUGACUGCUUGAAUUUUCCGCCUUUUGGAUCAGAGUCAAUGCGACAACAGGAUGUCUUGAAGUUGUGGUGGGGCUUGAAGAUCCAUGAAAGGAUGAUUAGUCUUGAAAAUGGAUAUGACAUCAAACCACUCAAUAUCAGCGAGUCCGAAAUCAUGAACAAUGCCCGUCUCGAACUUGAUCUACAAUCUGGAAAGUCACACUUGGAAGUUGAUCCGCAUUAUUUUGCCUACCAUCUUCAAGCUAGAGCUGCUGUUUGGCUAGACUUAGUGUUGAAAGUCGUGCGGGAUCCGGGGUUGAUAACCCCGAUAGGCCGCUCACAGUUUCAAGCGGUUGAUCGGGGACUUUUGAGGUUUCUGACUAUUUUACUUAGUUUGGGUAUGGGAGCAUGUUGUGAAGCCAUUGCAAUCGGAUUAAAUCGACUCAAGAUGAGCAACUCUUUCCACUUUCCCGAGCAUGACAAACUUGAAUCCUCAAAAGCGAUUGAGACUAUGCUCCGUAUACUUUCGGAUUUCUUUGACGAUCAUUUAUUCAAGAAUCCUGGUUUCACUAUGGCACACACCGCUGGACCUGAGGGAAUAUUCCGAGAGACAUUUCCUUAUUUCGUUCAUAUGACAUAUGUUAUUUUGCUACAAAUGCGGGAACAUGGUCGAUUUGAUCGACUACCCUCUUCUUACCCGUCAUCUUUACCGUUGGAAAAGGAAGUCGAGGCUCUCUGGGCUAUUCUGAACUUUUCUGCGGAGCAUUGGCAGAUUGCACGAGACUUCAUAUCCGUGUUUGAAAAGCCCCGAGCAUGA
Messenger RNA from Talaromyces stipitatus ATCC 10500, 1047 nucleotides. RefSeq lists its product as uncharacterized. The record is from RefSeq and is a predicted model, not a curated record. The coding region runs from base 1 to 1047 and encodes 348 amino acids. NCBI's taxonomy places the organism in Eukaryota, Fungi, Ascomycota, Eurotiomycetes, Eurotiales, Trichocomaceae. The transcript has 4 exons.